GGGGACAGACCAGAUACAGUCGCCAAGAUGUGUGACAUGGGAGGUUUGGAUAACCUGGUGGCCAACACGGCCUACCUGAAAGCCCAAAGUGGGGACGACAAGGAGAUGAAAAAGCGUCGCCGCAGUUUGGCUCUCCCUAAAGCGGAUCAAUGUGUUUCCCUCAGAGGCUCCAUUGAAAAGGACUUUUCAUUGCUUUGUGAAAGGCAGCCAAUAGGGAAAAAGUUAUUCCGUGAAUUCUUGUCAAGUAACCCAGAGUUUAUGCUUGCUGCUGAGUUCCUGGAUGAGUUGCAAGACUGGGAUCUGGCUGAAAGUGCAAACAAAGACAAGGCUCGGCAAAACAUCAUGAACAAGUACUGCAAAGCUGACUCAAAGUCCUUCCUUACUUUUCUUACCGGGGAAGCUGCUGAAAAAUGCAAGUCUGUCACAGAUGCCAACUUUGAGGAAGUGAUGAAAAACAAAGUCCAGGAAGGUGUAAGAGAAUUUUUGAAGGGCAAACCGUUUACAGACUACCAGAGUAGCCUGUUCUUUGACAAGUUCCUGCAAUGGAAAGAGUACGAGAAACAGCCCAUCACCGAAAAAUACUUCUACGAGUUCAGAACUCUGGGGAAAGGAGGCUUUGGAGAGGUUUGUGCAGUGCAGGUGAAGAACACAGGCCAGAUGUACGCCUGUAAGAAGUUGUGUAAAAAGCGGCUGAAGAAGAAGGGUGGUGAGAAGAUGGCCUUGUUGGAGAAGCAGAUCUUGGAGAAAGUUAACAGCUUGUUCCUGGUCAACUUGGCCUAUGCUUUUGACACCAAGUCCCACUUGUGCCUUGUCAUGACCUUGAUGAAUGGGGGAGACCUCAAGUACCAUAUUUACAACAUGGGCUACGAUGGUAAAGGCGUGAACAAAGGAAUCGAGAUGAAACGCAUCGUUCACUACACGGCGCAGAUUGCCACCGGCCUCCAGCAUCUGCACGCCAUGGAUAUUAUAUAUCGUGACAUGAAACCCGAGAAUGUGUUGCUGGAUAGCCAGGGCCAGUGCCGACUUUCAGAUCUGGGUCUGGCCAUACAGAUCACUCCAGGGAAGACCGUCACCCAAAUGGCUGGUACAGGAGCAUACAUGGCCCCUGAGCUCCUGUCCAAAACACCAUACCGGACAUCAGUGGACUGGUGGGCCUUGGGCUGCAGUAUCUAUGAGAUGGUGGCUGGAUACACACCGUUCAAAGGACCUGAGAACAAAAAGGAGAAGGUGGAGAAAGAAGAAGUGCAGCGCCGGAUUCUCAACGAAGAACCAAAGUGGGAACACAAGUGCUUCGAUGAUACCACCAAGGAUAUCAUCCAACAGUUCCUCAAGAAAAAAAUGGACGAGCGCCUGGGCAUAAAGAACAACAUGGAGGAUCCGAGGAAGCAUGCUUGGUUUAAGAACAUCAACUUUCCUCGUCUAGAGGCAGGGCUUGUGGAUCCUCCCUGGGUCCCCAAACCCAAUGUGGUCUACGCCAAGGACACUGGUGACAUUGCAGAGUUCUCAGAUGUCAAGGGCAUCACGUUUGAUGAAAAGGACAAUAAAUUCUUUAAGGAGUUCAACACUGGAGCUGUGCCAAUCCAAUGGCAGCAAGAGAUGAUUGAUACAGGACUGUUUGAUGAGCUCAAUGACCCCAACAGGAAAGAAGGGGGUAUGGAUGACGAUAAGAAGUCUGGCACGUGUAUAAUGCUGUGAUCUGGCACAAGUUCACCAUGUAAUACCUAAUCAAACUCAAUUAUUUGUUUUCUUUGUCUCAAGCGCAAUGACAUUUAUGUACAAAAUAAAGUUCAUGUUUCAGGAGAUGCGAGCACAAGCGACGUUUUUGGAACAGACGUACCAUCUCUCCUUUGUAAGGAUG
Molecule: messenger RNA, 1858 nt
Organism: Nematolebias whitei (Rio pearlfish)
Lineage: Eukaryota; Metazoa; Chordata; Actinopteri; Cyprinodontiformes; Rivulidae
Gene: grk7a
Product: G protein-coupled receptor kinase 7a
Exons: 4
Coding region: 28-1695 (555 amino acids)
Biological process (GO): signal transduction; regulation of signal transduction; protein phosphorylation
Cellular component (GO): cytoplasm
Molecular function (GO): ATP binding; rhodopsin kinase activity
Source: RefSeq, a predicted model, not a curated record